This is a messenger RNA of Vespa velutina, 2282 nucleotides long. RefSeq lists its product as uncharacterized. The record is from RefSeq and is a predicted model, not a curated record. The transcript has 2 exons. NCBI's taxonomy places the organism in Eukaryota, Metazoa, Arthropoda, Insecta, Hymenoptera, Vespidae. The coding region runs from base 1530 to 1910 and encodes 126 amino acids.
UGCGUGACAUUCAUUAACAUUCGACGUCGUUAAUCCAAUGCACGAUAAUAAAUGUCAUCGAGAUGUACUCUCUGCCCUUUCCUAUCAUGUAUCCUAUAAUAAACUUACAUUAAGUAUUGUAUCAUUGUCUAAACAGUUGCAAAAAAAAAAAGAAAAAUGAUUAAAAAACGAAUGAUUAAACGAAAGCAAAAUAUAGAAUGUACUGCAGAUACAUGCAUCUCUGUUAUGAGGUCACGUAUGCGCGUUAAUUUCUGAUGACGGAACGUGAGGUAUAUACAUGUGGUGGUUGCUUUCGCAAGUCCAGAGUAUACGUGCGUAUAUGUAUACAAGAAAAAAGAAAAAAAAAAAAAAAAACAAAUUAAUGUGGAUCGUGCGCAGCGAUCAACGCGCGCAAUUUUAACGUGAACGUUUACAUGCAUGCACAUUUAUGAAAAUGCUUAGGCGGUUACUUUAAAAUUGAAUGUAAUCAAAAGAAAAGGAUAGCAGAUCAACGUUGCAUAUUUUUCUCUCUAAGGUUUAUAUUCUAUUACUAAGGAUCGAUCUCGAUCGAUAGAUCUACGUAUAUACGAUAUCGUAUGUAUAUAUAAAAUAUACCCAUGGGUACUGUUUAAAAUGCAAUAGAAAUGGUAGAGUGCAUCCGCAUCGUAUUUUUGCUCACCUGUGGGUCCACUCGCAUCAGAAUUGCUCUGAAUGAAUCAUGAUUUGUGGCGCUGUUGGCUGGCUAGCUGACUAGAUGGUUAGCUAGCUGACUGACUGUAAAAAGGGAGAGACUCCGUCGACGAUCAAUAACAACCUAAAGCGUGUGCACCACUAGUGGAGAGAAAGAGAAAGAGAUGCGGAGGCGACGGUGGCGGCUGAGGCAUUCUCCGAGUUGCGAUCGGAGUAGUAACGCGAGAUCUCGAUCAACGUUUACCCAACAAACAUUCUAUCAUCACCCUUUUUACUUUCGCUCGCUUUCUAAUCGACGAGUCUCAUUAUUAAGUUUCUAUUCAUUCUUAAGUUCCUUUAGUUUUCGCUCUUCCACUUCUUCGCUUCUAAAGGGGAGAAUUCGUUCGUUCGUGAAAAAGUCCAUACGAACUCUAGACUUUCGGAAUAGGUCAAGCACGUCGUCGAAGAUAUCGGUAUAACAACGAGAGCACGUGCCUUUAAACAUUUCGUUCCCCUCUGUCGAGGGAACAAUUCCAAUUAUUUCUUUUUCUUUCUUUCUUUCUUUUUUUUUUUUCUUUCUUCUUUUUUAGUAUUCACUAAUAGAUACGUGAAAAAAAAUACGCGUGUGGAACGGGACAAACGUUAAUUUGGUGUUCGAUGCAUGACGAUAUCUAUGCAAGAGAAAUAUGAAGUUAGAACAAUAUGAUAAAGACAAUAUGAUUUGAAAAGAUUUUUUUUUUUCUUUUUUUAAUUUUCUAAGAAGAUUUCUCUUAUAGGGUAUUAAAAUAAUCGCGUUUAAUACCGUUUAUUUAAAAUCAUCAGUGAUUUAAGGAGAUUCCAUACGGUAAAUCGCAUUGAAUUUUCGAUUAUUCUUCAUCUAAAUGAUAAUAAGCGAUAUAUCCAAGAGAGAAAGGACUAGAGAGAGAGUGAUGUUACUCGCUGUGGGUGGCGAAUCACGUAGGAUAGUGUUAGGUGAAGUGCCACCGAUUCAACCGGAACAGGAACAAGAACCUGCUCAGGAUGUUGCGGCUCAAUGGUUGCAGUCUGAUGAUCAAACUACCACCACCACGACGACGAACGCGACAAAAACUAAUCGGAGUACUCCUGGUCUUGUUCCGAUACCACAACCACGGCAAAGGAUUGGAAAAUUUGAGAAUCGCGUGCCAGGAAAUAGGAAUCGUAAGUCGCGUAGAAGACGAAUUACGGCAGGUAAUCAUCACAUCCAUCGCAUUAGUAGAAUCGUCGACACGUUUGAUCGGUGAUUUUCCAGUGCAAAAUGCUAAACUAUAUCUACAAAAUAAAAAUUGUUUCAAUGUAUAUUUCUCAUGAAUCAUCUCACAUCAUUUUCAUUUUUAUUUAUCUUGCUAGAGAGGUCGCUCGACCAUCCUCGUCAUAUUUCUUAUUCGUAGAUAUACUUUUCCAUUUGUGUAAUUACAUAUUCAUCGCAUUUAUGUAUUUAUGAAAUUAGGAGAUUUUGUUCAUUGGCACAAUUCAAUAAAGUUUAUAUAUAAAUGAAUAAAAUACGACGAUACACAUAAUGUGUAUCAUAUCAAUCAUAUUUCAUUAAGACCUGUACUUCUGAUGCUUCAUACUUUAAUUGCAUUAAGGAGUAACUUAAGAUUGAAAAAUUAAAU